UUGGUGUGGAACACAUUUGGAAGUGUAGCUGGGGGAUUUCAUUUGAAAUUAAAGCCGCAGCUAACGACCGUCUAGUCAGCGAUGCCUCAGGAAAUAAGAGUUGUGAAAUGUUAUAAAUGCCGGAUGUAUCAGACCGAUAUUGUGAAAAAAGCGAACAAAUGGCAAUGUAAACUGUGCGGCGAAAAGCAGUCGUUGCUUCAAGAAUUCUGCCGUGGCACUGGUAAAUUUUGUAGAGAAUAUGCACAAAAGAUGAAUUCAAAGUGCACAUCAAUGGACGAAGCCCAUUUAGAGGUAGCAACCAUUCUAGAAAAUCUAAAUCAGGAUCAUGAAACUGGCCCAACACAGUCAAACAAUAUUACCAGUUCUAAUAGUCCACCAACGAAGAACAAAUGGGCUAAAUAUGUAGAAGAUGAUGAUGAAAGGGGAAAUGAGGAAGAGGAUUUCAAUUCGUGUCGUGAAGAGUUUUUGAGUUGAAACGGAUAAAAAGAAACCGAUAUUCUGAAGGUGAAAUGACAUAUUCAACAUCUUUUGAACAAACAAUGGAAUUUUUAAAUGGUAGAGGCAUUCUAAUCAACAGCAACGGUCCAUCCUAUAAAUAUACGUAAAAACUACAGUUAGCAAAAUACAUUUUGAUAAUAAGUUAAAUGUUAAGGAAUCUCUUAUGAAGAUGUGUUCUCAGUUUAAUUUUUUUAAGAUACUUUAUGAAUAGAAAUAAAUAUUAUUAAAAAAAUCGUUCUCUACAAAAGCAGUUGGUUAGAUUGUUUGUUAGAGAGAUAGUGGAUCAAAUUCCACUGAAGUUUGCUAUUACAGAGAAAGUAAUGUAAUUGGAUCUAAGUUAGCUAAGGGGAUCGAUUUCUUAUCGAAAAUCUUUCAGGGUAACCAGAUUUCUGCAGAGAAUGACUUCUUAUCGGCGACUAUAGAAAACCUGAUUAUAAUUUUAUGGUAUGGAAUAAAUGAAAUGAGCCCACCAA
This is a messenger RNA of Hermetia illucens (black soldier fly), 971 nucleotides long. Its product is annotated as MRN complex-interacting protein. The coding region runs from base 82 to 474 and encodes 130 amino acids. The transcript is spliced from 3 exons. Gene Ontology annotation, molecular function: chromatin binding. The record is from RefSeq and is a predicted model, not a curated record. Lineage: Eukaryota; Metazoa; Arthropoda; Insecta; Diptera; Stratiomyidae. Gene Ontology annotation, biological process: mitotic G2 DNA damage checkpoint signaling. Gene Ontology annotation, cellular component: nucleus.